UUCCAAUUCGCCCCUUCCUGGAAUCGCACUGAUGUGUAAAAUAUCAUCAAACUAACCUUUUUAAAAGUGUUUUUAACCAUUUUCAGCGAUGUUGAAGGGAAACAGAAUCCCGGGGUUUUAAGGCGAAUAUCGGUUAAAAGCAAAGUACCAAAACAUAUAUUAUACCCGGCUGUCUCCUCUUCGGGAUUGUUGUGGUCCUUCAGACCAGACCCGCAGGACCAGGCCGACCCCGUCGACUUUUCUUCCGCCAGUAUCCUACUGUCACACAGUCUGAGUAAAGGAGUGGCCAACGGUGGGAUGGCUCAGUUCCAAGAAAUGAUGCGGCAGCAGCUGGAGACCUCUAUGCACACGGAGCUGGAGAAACUGCUGGACACCACCACAGGCGCAGAAAGAGAGGUGUCCAGAAAAGACUUUGAGGGCUUCAAGAAUCUUUUCCAUAGAUUUCUGCAGGUGAAGGGGCCAUCAUUAGAGUGGAUCAAGAUACAAAGACCUCCAGAGGACUCGAUCCAGCCCUACGAUAAGAUCGCUGGCCGAGGCCUGCCAAACAACGUGGCUGACUGCCUGAACAAACUGGUGGUGGUGAAGCUGAAUGGAGGCCUGGGCACCAGCAUGGGAUGUAAGGGCCCCAAGAGCCUGAUCAGUGUCCGCAACGAGAACACCUUCCUAGACCUCACGGUGCAACAGAUCGAGCACCUGAACAAGACGUACAACACAGACGUGCCGCUGGUUCUCAUGAACUCCUUCAACACAGACGAAGACACAAAGAAGAUCCUGCAGAAGUACACACACCACCGUGUCAAGAUACACACCUUCAACCAGAGCAGGUACCCUCGUAUCAACAAAGACUCGCUCCUCCCUGUGUCCACAAACUUGAACAUGAACGGGCAAGGCGCGGAAGGCUGGUACCCUCCGGGGCACGGCGACAUUUAUGCCAGCUUCUACAACUCGGGCCUGUUGGAUCAGCUGAUCGCGCAGGGCAAGGAGUACAUCUUUUUGUCCAACAUCGACAACCUGGGAGCCACCGUCGACCUCCACAUCCUGCACCACCUGGUCAGCCAGCCCAACGGCAAGCGCUGCGAGUUCAUCAUGGAGGUGACGGAUAAGACGCGCGCCGACGUCAAGGGUGGCACGCUGAUCCAGUAUGAAGGUAAACUGCGUCUGCUGGAGAUCGCCCAGGUGCCCAAAGCCCACGUCGACGAAUUCAAAUCGGUGUCAAAGUUCAAGAUUUUCAACACCAACAACCUGUGGAUCUCUCUGGCUGCCAUCAAGAAGCUGCAGGAACAGAAGGCAAUGGACCUGGAGGUUAUAGUCAACCCCAAGACGCUUGACGGCGGGCAGAACGUUGUCCAGCUGGAGACGGCGGUCGGUGCCGCCAUCAAAUGCUUCGACAACGCCCUGGGCAUCAACGUGCCUCGCAGCCGCUUCCUGCCCGUCAAGACCACGUCGGACCUGCUGCUGGUCAUGUCCAACCUGUACAGCCUGGACGCCGGCUCUCUCACCAUGAGCCCCAAGAGAGAGUUCCCAACAACACCGCACGUCAAACUGGGCAGCUCCUUCACCAAGGUUCAGGAAUACUUGACCCGCUUCGAGAGUAUCCCCGACAUGCUGGAGCUCGACCACCUGACGGUGUCAGGAGACGUCACCCUGGGGAAAAACGUUUCACUCAAGGGCACCGUCAUCAUCAUCGCCAACCACGGAGAUCGGAUUGAUAUUCCGGCCGGCUCCAUGCUGGAGAACAAAAUCGUAUCUGGCAACCUCCGCAUCAUGGACCACUGACACCUUUUCCACACACAAAAUGUGCCCUUAUCAACCUAGUUGGCUUUAUCCCCGUGAUGUGACCCGUCAUUUUUCAACGCAUUGUUCUCCCUGAAGGGUAUGUGUGAUCGUAUGUGCAGAGCUACUCUGCAGCUUCAACAGUAGGUUGUUUACAUGGUUGAUGGUUGAGGGUGCUUGUAGCUGGCAUGUCCUGCCCCCUGUAGGCUGUUUAUAAUAAAAUAUAAACCUCAAAUAGUGUUAAUAAUACUCUACUUUUAGCGGUUAUAUUAAACAAUGACAUAAACAAUCCAUGGUAGGGAGAAAAAUAACAUAUCAGAUUCUAUUUUAUUAUCUUUUAACUGUGAUUUUGACGGGGGUUUUCUGCCAAAAACAACUCGAAAUAGAUACUAUAAUAAUAAUAUUGCCAAUUUAUCAUCAUCUUCAUCCUCUGUGUGCUCUUACAGCACUCUUAAUGCGAUCACAUAGUGUACUUACAUAGAGGGGUAAAGUCAUGAUGAGUUUUGACCAUUUCUUUCAAGCACUGAGAUCUCACUCUGAGACUCAACAUGGUUCCACAAAAUACAGCGGUGGCAAGUUAUGUCCAACUGACAGAAAUAAGUGAUAUAAUGGGCAGUUAUCCAUUAUCUAUACCUGGGGCUGGAGCCUGUCCUAGCUCACAGGUACACACAAUACAUACU
This is a messenger RNA of Etheostoma cragini (Arkansas darter), 2453 nucleotides long. RefSeq names its product UDP-glucose pyrophosphorylase 2b (gene ugp2b). Bases 298 to 1776 code for a protein of 492 amino acids. NCBI's taxonomy places the organism in Eukaryota, Metazoa, Chordata, Actinopteri, Perciformes, Percidae. The transcript is spliced from 10 exons. Gene Ontology annotation, biological process: UDP-alpha-D-glucose metabolic process; glycogen metabolic process. Gene Ontology annotation, cellular component: cytoplasm. Gene Ontology annotation, molecular function: UTP:glucose-1-phosphate uridylyltransferase activity. The record is from RefSeq and is a predicted model, not a curated record.